GGGAGGCGGGUCGAUCAGUUAAUAGGCGACGUCACGUGAUUCGGCAUGGAGGCGGUGGCCGAGGCGACCAGCCUCCUUCCCCUCAGGAGUCGGCGGCAGCGGCGCUGCUGCUAGUGGCAGACGACGGGCGGCGGCGACGACGACGACGGCGUCGGGCUGGGUCUGGCUGAGGCAGGCAGGGCCCGGGCGAGUGAGGGCAAGGAGGAGGCAGCGGCGUCGACGUUCGCCAUGGACUGAGGGUGACGCGAUGGGCAACAAGGAGUCUCGCAUUGGCUUCCUCACCUACGACGAGGCCCUGAGGAGAGUGACGGAUAUAGAACUGAAGCGGCUGAAGGAUGCCUUCAAGCGAACUUGUGGCCUCUCCUGCUACAUGAGCCAGCAAUGCUUCAUCCGGGAAGUGCUGGGAGACGGAGUGCCUCCCAAGGUGGCCGAGGUCAUUUACUGCUCUUUUGGCGGCACCUGCAAAGGACUGCAUUUCAAUAACCUGAUUGUGGGCUUGGUCCUGCUGACGAGGGGCCAAGAUGAAGAGAAGACGAAAUACAUUUUCAGCCUGUUCUCAAAUGAAUCCGGGAGCUAUGUUGUCCGCGAAGAGAUGGAGAAGAUGCUUCAGCUGGUGGAUGGGAAAGUCCCGGAAACCCUCAAGAUUUGCUUCUUGGAGGGUGAAAAGGUCAACUAUGAGAAAUUCAGGAACUGGCUGUUGCACAACAACGAAGCUUUCACGUUUACGCGCUGGCUGUUGUCCGGGAGGGCAUACGUGACGCUCACGGACGACAGUGACACCCCCACCUUCUACCAAACGCUCGCUGGAGUCACGCACUUGGAAGAAUCAGAUAUCAUUGAUCUUGAAAAGCGCUAUUGGCUUCUGAAGGCUCAAUCAAGAACAGGCCGCUUUGAUCUGGAAACGUUUGUCCCUCUGGUGUCUCCUCCCAUUCACUCAUCGCUGGGCGAAGGGCUGUUCAACGCCUUUGACGAAAACCGCGACAAUCACAUCGACUUCAAGGAGAUCUCCUGCGGACUGUCGGCCUGCUGCCGGGGUCCUCUGGCCGAGCGGCAGAAAUUUUGCUUCAAGGUUUUUGAUAUUGACCGAGACGGGGUUUUAUCUCGCGUGGAACUGGAAGAAAUGGUUGUGGCCCUUUUAGAAGUCUGGAAAGAUAAUCGUACUGACGACAUUCCUGAAUUACACAUGAAUCUGCCGGACGUUGUAGAAGAAGUUUUGAAGGCCCACGAUACUACCAAGCUGGGCCACCUGUCUCUGGAGGAUUACCAGAUCUGGAGCGUGAAGAGUGCUCUUGCCCAUGAAUUUCUCAAUCUCCUUUUCCAGGUGUGCCACAUAGUCUUAGGUUUACAACCUGCUACUCCAGAAGAGGAAGGACAAAUCAUCAGGGGCUGGUUGGAACGAGAAAGCAGGUAUGGCCUUCAGCCAGGGCACAACUGGUUUCUGAUUGCGACGCAGUGGUGGCAGCAGUGGAAAGACUAUGUCAAAUACGACACUCGCCCUGUUGUGAUAGAACCUUCAUCGGUCUUAAAUGGAGGUAAGAAUUCCCUCCUGGCUCCUGCCACCUGUACGUCAGAACAGGGAGAAGACAAAACAGGCAGUUUAAAUUACUUCAGUGCCACAGAAGAAAAGUUUUCAGAUAACAUUUCUACUGCAUCCGAAGCCUCAGAGACCACUAGCAGCAAUUCUCUGUACGCCACCACUCCCAGCAGCGACAUAUGUUUACCCCAGCAGCUUAACUCUUCCGAUAACAACAACCAGUGUCUGUUUGGAGCGAAUGGCAACAUAUUACUGCAGCUCAGCCCCCAGCGGCCUGGAGCCAUCGACAACCAGCCCCUCGUCACCCAAGACCCGGUGAAGGCUCCAUCGCUAACUAUGGAAGGCGGCCGGCUGAGGCAGUCUCCCCAGUUAUUCCAGGGGAAGAAUUAUGAGAUUGUCCCCGAACCGGUAUGGAGGGCCCUUUUCCACUGGUACGGCGCAAACCUCUCUCUGCCGAGACCAGUGAUUUGCAACAUGGAGACGACCCUGCCGGAAAUGGAGCUCUUCCCCUGCUAUCUCCUCUUCCUGAGGCAACAGCUUGCCACCCGGACGCAGCAGUCCAACGUCUGGGUGAACAUGGGGAACGUGCCGUCCCCCAACGCUCCCUUGAAGAGGGUCCUGGCCUACACCGGCUGCUUCAGUCGCAUGCAGACCAUCAAGGAGAUCCACGAGUAUCUCUCACAGAGGCUGCGGAUCAAGGAAGAGGACAUGCGCUUGUGGCUGUAUAACAGCGAGAACUACCUGACUCUCUUGGACGAUGAAGAUCACACACUGGAAUAUCUGAGCAUCAAGGAUGAACAGCACUUGAUCAUAGAAGUUCGAAACAAAGACAUGAGUUGGCCAGAGGAGAUGUCCUUCAUUGCAAACAGUAGUAAAAUCGACAGGCACAAGGUGCCUACGGAGAAAGGAGCCACUGGUUUGAGCAACCUGGGCAACACCUGCUUCAUGAACUCCAGCAUCCAGUGCGUCAGUAACACGCAGCCUCUCACGCAGUAUUUCAUCUCGGGCAGACACCUGUAUGAGCUGAACAGGACAAAUCCAAUCGGAAUGAAGGGACAUAUGGCCAAAUGCUAUGGGGAUUUGAUUCAAGAGCUAUGGAGUGGCACUCAAAAGAACAUUGCUCCUUUAAAGCUACGGUGGACGAUAGCAAAAUAUGCCCCUAGAUUCAACGGCUUCCAGCAGCAAGACUCGCAGGAAUUGCUGGCGUUCCUUCUGGACGGGCUCCAUGAGGAUUUGAACCGCGUACACGAUAAGCCAUACGUGGAGCUGAAAGACAGUGACGGCCGGCCGGACUGGGAAGUUGCAGCAGAGGCCUGGGAAAACCAUCUGAGGAGGAACCGCUCCGUUGUGGUGGAUCUGUUCCAUGGGCAGCUGAGGUCGCAAGUCAAGUGCAAAACUUGUGGGCAUGUCAGUGUGCGCUUUGACCCAUUCAAUUUUUUGUCUUUGCCCCUCCCGAUGGACAGCUGCAUGCACUUAGAAAUCACAGUAAUUAAGCUCGACGGUGGCACUCCGAUCCGAUACGGACUGAGGCUGAAUAUGGAUGAGAAGUACACCGGCUUGAAGAAGCAGCUCAGCGAUCUUUGCGUGCUGAAGCCGGAGCAGAUCCUGCUGGCCGAAGUGCACAGCUCCAACAUCAAGAACUUCCCUCAAGACAACCAGAAGGUCCGGCUCUCCGGGAAUGGCUUUUUGUGUGCAUUCGAGAUCCCGACCCCCGGAUCCCCCACCUCGGCUUCUCUGAGCCCCGUGCAAACAGAUUUCUGCAGCGGGCCGUCGGCCAACGGGAUGCUCAACGUGCUGAUGAAUGGCGACCUUCCCCGGCCAACCCUAAUCCCCAAUGGGAUGCCAAACACGGUGGUCCCGUGCAGGAUGGAGAACAGCCUCUCCAACAGCAUGCUGAACGGCCACGUGACAUCGCCCCCGGAUGGCCCCUUCACGGGCUACAUCAUCGCAGUCCACCGGAAGAUGAUGCGGACAGAGCUGUACUUCCUUUCGUCCCAGAAGAAUCGGCCCAGCCUCUUUGGCAUGCCGCUGAUUGUCCCUUGCACCGUCCACACGCGGAAGAAAGACUUGUACGAUGCGGUCUGGAUCCAAGUGUCCCGGCUGGCAAGCCCCCUCCCUCCUCAGGAAGCCAGUAACCAUGCUCAGGACUGUGACGACAGCAUGGGGUACCAGUACCCGUUCACCCUGCGGGUGGUCCAGAAGGACGGCAACUCCUGUGCUUGGUGCCCGUGGUACAGGUUUUGCCGAGGCUGCACAAUUGCCUGCACGGAAGACCAAGCUUCCAUUGGGAAUGCCAACAUUGCUGUCGACUGGGACCCCACCGCCCUUCAUCUCCGCUACCAGACGUCGCAGGAACGGAUCAUCGAGGAGCACAGAAGCGUCGAGCAGAGCCGGCGGGCUCAGGCCGAGCCAAUCAACCUGGACAGCUGCUUACGGGCCUUCACCAACGAGGAGGAGCUGGGCGAGGAUGAGAUGUACUACUGCUCCAAGUGCAAGACCCACUGCCUGGCCACCAAGAAGCUGGACCUGUGGCGGCUUCCCCCUAUCCUGAUAAUCCACUUGAAGCGCUUCCAGUUUGUCAACGGCCGCUGGAUAAAAUCCCAGAAAAUCGUCAAGUUUCCCCGAGAGAGUUUCGACCCGAGUGCCUUCCUGGUGCCAAGAGAUCCGAGCCUCUGGCCGCCAAAGCUGCUGACUCCCCAAGCUGAGGACCUUUCUGAGCCCCAGGUUCUGCAAGAGGAAUGGAGGCGGACAGAGGUGCUGGUGGCCGGGGAGGGUGAUGUGUUGACCAGGAGCCCCUCCUCCCUCAGCGCCUCGAACAUCUUGAAUGAUAUCAAAGCGCCACCCUCGCCUGGGAGGAAAUGCACGCCCGGCUGCCCAUCGAGCCGCAACGUCAGCCCCACCAGCAGCCCCCGGACUUUGGGUCGAGGGAAGGGGCGGCGGCGGCUGCCCCAGUUAUGCAAAAGCAAACUCUCCAGCAGCAAAGAGAAUUUGGACACCGCUUGCCGGGAGACUGGGAUGGAACUGGACCUCAGAGUGGCUCCCGAGCCAGGGGACGGCUUGGGCCGGGGGCAGGCGCUGGGGGGCAGUCAGGGGGAGCUGUGUGCGGCUUCUCAGGAGGGCGAGGGGACUUUUGCCGAUGGGGGGCUUUGCAAACAGGACUCGCACAGCAACGGCGGCCUCAGCACUCAGCUGGAGAGCCGCGGCGGGAAGGAGGAGACGGCGGACGGCCACGGAGGAGAAGUCUGCGGCGGGAACCCCAUCUACAACCUCUAUGCAAUUUCGUGCCAUUCAGGAAUCAUGGGCGGAGGUCAUUACGUCACAUAUGCCAAAAACCCCAACGACAAGUGGUACUGUUACAACGACAGCAGCUGUAAGGAAUUGCAUCCCGAUGAGAUCGACACAGACUCCGCCUACAUCCUUUUCUACGAACAGCAGGAGGUGGACUAUGCACAAUUUCUGCCAAAGAUUGAUGGGAAGAACAUGGCGGACACGAGCAGCAUGGACGAAGACUUUGAGUCAGACUACAAGAAGUACUGUGUCCUGCAGUGAGCGAGACGGGCUUCCGUGGGGCCUUGCCGAAUCGCCUUGGCUUGCCCAGAGGCAGCUGUAGCUGAGCGGAUGAGCUAGGUGUCAUUUUUAUUUUCCUCUUGUGAUCUGAAAGCACAACUAGAAAGAGAGAAAAAAACCAACCCUAAUUAAAUAGAAGUUCACAUCACGAGAUAGUAUUGUUUCUGUUCGGAUCCCUCGGUACGUGCCCCAAAAACAUUGGCUGGAUUCUUUGGUUUUCUUUUUUGCCUUCAGCCUUUAAACUGGUUUGGCAUAAGCAAACUAGGACCAAGAGAGCUUAAAAUCGAAAUAAUUCACAUGAGAGCUGACCUGGAGUCGUAAUAUCAGCUUUUUACAAAUUACUCUUUGGGGAAAGGGAAACAAACAUAAAAACCCUUGAAGGCUCUCUUCUGAUUAAAAACGAUUCACGUGUAGUGUCGUCUGCAGACACGAAGCUUCUACCUCAUUUUUCUGAAGUUUGAUUCCACUUUAAUGGCGAGCUAGGAAGAGUGAAGAUCUGUCACGUGCACAAAAGCAGACAUGACAGCUAGGGAACGCCCCCUUCCAAUGUGUAACCCCUCUGGCCACUGCCUUGGCUUAGGAUUCUCUCUCUGGGCAAUGAUCGCCUCAUAUCGGCUGAUAGCCUUUCGUGGCGUUGCCUUGGCCUCUCGGCUGCCUGCUGUGUUUUCAGGAUGGCUUGAAGGAACUUGUCGGUCCUUACAUGCUUGAGAUCUUGAAGUUGAGGCCACACCAGACUGUGCGGUGAGGAGACAGGUACUUGCCUUCCCUUACCCCAGUUUGAGUGUCCGGGGCUGAGUGAGGGCCUGUAUUGUGCAAUCUGGGAGCCCGCAAGUGAGCUGGGUUUUCCCUUCUGGCUUCGGGUCAGGCUGUGUGCACUAAUCUUUUCUUCUGGCAUCAGAGUCAGAGAUUCACCUGAAACCUUUGUGUGAUGCCAGAGCACAUCUUUCCCCCCCUCCCCCACCUUUAAAAUUUUGUACAAAACCCAGAAGCUCGCUCUUAGCUCUCAAGGCUGAUGCAGACAUAAUGCUGGCAUGUGGGAAACGUGGUUAUGAGACGGGGGGGGGGGGCAUGGGAUCUCAUCACUGUAAGUUCUCCAACUUGAGCCCUCAGAUAUUGCAGGACUACAACUCCCAUCAUCCCCAGCCACAGUGGCCUUUGACUGUUGGGGCGGGGGAUGACAGGGGUUGCAGUCCAGCAGCAGUUGGGACCCCAAGUUGGUGAACGCCUGCUCUAAGCGAAGCGAAAUCAUCUUCAUAUCCGGGCCAGUUUUAACAAGGCUAACAGGGAUUUUAAGGCUAGUGGGGAUUUUUUUCCCAGACCAGGGGCAGUGCCAGAUCCACAGUCCACUCCUGAUCUCUCCACUGAGGUUUAAGGACAUGCCAGCAUUACACGGGCAGCAGACCUGAGGAGGAAGAAGAAAAUCCUCAUGUGUGACCAGUGAACGUUUGCUGUUCUUGUGUUUUUAAUUGCACUUUAAAAGGGGGAAAAAAUUAAAGGAAAGAAUAACCACCACUCAAGCACAGCUCAUUUUCUUGCUGUAACGGCUUUUGCCCUGAAAGGAGGGGUGUCCUCUCCAUCUCAGGAGCAAGGCAUGGUGUCAGGGGGGCAGCUGUGAUCAUCUCAAAUGUUAUCCAAUCAAAACUGAGCUGGCCAGUGUAUGUGUCCUGGGAAGGGAAAUGGUGUUCGUUUCUUACUGUGCGAACAUAGGUAUUGGUUUGCAACCCACACCAAAUUUAUAUUUGUCAGCUCCGCUGCCGUGCUGAUAAAUCUGUGAGCGGUUUCCACAGAACAGCUGCUUCUCUGGGAGCUCCUUAUGGAGGCGGAGAUGCCAACGAAGUUGCAUGGCCACUUCCAUUGGCCCGGAAAGAUCCGCAGAGGGGCUGCGGAGUGAAUUCCUGCUCACUCGUUCCCAGGGAUCCAAAAGCCCAUGCAGGCAACCGGUUCUGAUAUUCUGAGGAAGCCUUGGGGAGUAGCUGGACACGGAUUUCCCUGUUCUCCCCGAACCCCCUCUUCCAAAGCAGCUUCUCAAAUGAGAUUACUCGCGAGCAAGUUAAUACGGCAGGGUUCGUUCUUUUGUAGCGCGUUGGAGUGAGCAGCUGGCUUCAGGACUGAGGCUUUAUUUUUAAAAACUGGAAUAAGGGCGUGGUUCUCACCGAGGCAAUCAGCCUGUGUCUGGACUGUGCCAUGUCAGACUGUACACAGGCUCUCAUCACUGGAUGUGGCUCCAUGCAAAACCAGACUAAACACUUUUUUUAAAAAAACCACUAAUUUGUUAUGAAGAAGGCUAGGUUGGAACCCUCAUUCGAUCUAGGUUCUUGAGACAAUGUUUUUUAAAAAUUAUUAUUAUUAUUUUAUUUUUGAGGAUCCUUCAGUCAUGUGAACCCUUCCUUGCCGUCUAAGUGGUCCAGUCCAGACACAGGCUCAGCCACCAGAGUGAGAACUUGACUUAAGCUAGACUAUUUAUUUAAAUGUAUGCUUCCCCCAGCCCCACCACACCCCCAAAGCGAAGACAUACAGUUUUGUGGCAAAGGUUUUUCUCUCCAGUCUCCUCUUUGACUGAGUUUCAUCGUUUACAGGCUUUUAAAAAGUGAGUUUCUCUUUAAACCUGCACCGUUUGGAAGCAGAUUUCACGCCACACUGUUAGCUGCGUUUCUCAACAUGCUUGCGAGGAUGGAAUUCCACUGUGAUCCCACCAGAUCUUUAUAGACCGGUGUAUGUUGAGGGAUUUCAGUGUCUGAUAAUUCCCCUGACAUCUAGUUUGCAGUUUUUGGAGCCCAGGGUGCACUCUUAGUAGUCCAUAUAUGAUGGAGGGCUGAGCACGCACCCCGUCACCCCACCACCUCCGUAAUGCGUGGUAUCGGCAUUUCGGGUUGGGGCCUUUGCUCACAAAGCUGUGUUGGUGUGAAAACUUGCUCCUCCACCCCACAAAUAAGGGGAAGGAUGAUUGGCAUCACUUGGGCCUUGUCCUCGACAUAGAACCCCCAUAUCAGACACCGCAUUAUGGGUGGGGUGUGGGGGUCAGAGUGCGUGCACACACCCCAGUCCUUGGGAGCUGCAGAUUUAGACCAGCCUGUGAAUUGGACCUUAGAAAAGGCACCAGGGCAGUUCACAGGAUUGACAUCAGGGCCGGAGAACCGUCCCUGACUUGGGAGCUGGCGCGUUCCCAAUUUGUGAUCAUGUGUUAGAUAAAAAUAAGGUUGGUGUUGGGGAGCCUGAUUAUCAAUUAAGCCUGAGCUCGGUUGGAUUAUUUCUACCGUUCUGCAUACAGAACCCCCCAAGCAGGGUGUGCUUGUUCUUCUAGCUGGAGCUUGACUGACUAUUGUGCUCCUCGCCACAGCCUUGUUUUUAUCUAACACAUGAUCGGAAAUCUCAAGUGCGCCCGGCUCUUGAAUUAGGGUCAGGGGGCUUCUCCUGCCCCUCAUGAUGAUCGUCUGAACUGCCCUAAUGUGUGUGUUGCUUUCAGAAGGUAAAUCUGGCCUCCUUUCAGGCACCGUUCCGUCUCGCAAUGGACACACCAUGCCCCAAGCCAGGUCAUUUCUAAUGCAGGUUAGAAAAUUUCUAAUUAGAGAAUUUCUAAUGCAGGUUAGAGAAUUUCUAAUGCAGGUUUGCCAAAGGGGUGCCCAUGUACAGGAAUUUCUAAUGCAGGUUAGAGAAUUUCUAAUGCAGGUUUGCCAAAGGGGUACCCAUGUACUGAGCAGCUGGUGCAAACCUCGUGCAUUUCACCGUGAAUUGGUGGGAAUUGUGCUCAUGAUGCUUUGGUCCAAAGUCGUCAUCUUCUGCCCUACAGUGGUGUGGGUGGAGAAAAGAAAAUUUUGUUUUGUUUUUUGAAAGUAGGAUUUUUUGAUUCAGGACAAAGAGAUCCCCCACCCUACCCCCACAUCUUUCUGCAAACUUUAACCCACCAACCCACCCCAAAAUAUUUUUUAAAAAAUUCAAUUCAUUUCAAAAGGCUUGCUUUAUUUUUUGUUUGUUUAACCAGGUAGCACGAUCUCCUGUUGUCAUUUUAAUCUGUCAUGCUUUUGUUACAUUGGUUGUAAUUAUUAUUUUUUUUACAAGAUUAAUUCCUAAAUUUAACAGGAAAAUUUAUUAAGUUAACUCUUAACCACAUUCACUUUGUAAAUUAUUGUAUAAAACUUAUUGACAAUGCACUGAAUUUAGAAAGACAAUGUACAUAAGUACUGUGUAAAUAAUUUUAAAAAGAAAAAGUAUUAAUGUAUUGGGAUAUGAACUUAUAAAAAAAGAAAAAAGUCCAAGUAACUGUAUAUUGAGUGAACCCGUUUAUCUGUAACUAUAUUAUCCGAAUUAAAUUCUGUGGAUGCA
Messenger RNA from Hemicordylus capensis (graceful crag lizard), 9421 nucleotides. It is a transcript of the gene USP32, whose product is annotated as ubiquitin specific peptidase 32. Gene Ontology annotation, biological process: protein deubiquitination. Lineage: Eukaryota; Metazoa; Chordata; Lepidosauria; Squamata; Cordylidae. Bases 248 to 5083 code for a protein of 1611 amino acids. Gene Ontology annotation, molecular function: cysteine-type deubiquitinase activity; calcium ion binding. The transcript is spliced from 34 exons. Gene Ontology annotation, cellular component: Golgi apparatus. The record is from RefSeq and is a predicted model, not a curated record.